UAGAUAUCCCUUUUCGGAAGCGAACACCGAACACGAACACAGAACGACAACGGCAACAGAAAAGACUACUAUAAAAGAAUAAAGCGAUUAAUCAAAAUCUUUGAAAAGAAAACUUGAAUUAUAUUGAUGAAAUUGUGCAAAUAUUGUGUUUUAUAAAGAGCAAACAAAACGAGAACCAUACAAAAAGAUCGGCAAACGCGCUAUAUAGUGAGCCGCUGUACAGAAAAAAAAAAGAAUUCAAACGAUUUGAUUUUUUGUACAGGGCAGCCCAGUCGAUUGAUUUAAAAGAUUGUGGUGUGAAAAGAGAAUUGCAUAGCGCAAUACAACAGAAGUCAGUUAGUCAGCCAGCCAACUCCCAUUUUCCUGCUGCUGUGCACCAUCGUAACUACUAAAAACAAAGACAACAAAACUACCAUCAUAUUCUUCAUCAUCAACUCUGUGAAUAGUGGCAAGCCCGCAAGCUUAUAAAAAAAUUAUAGAAAAAUGGCAGUGAAUGUAUAUUCAACAAAUGUUACAACCGAGAAUUUAUCCAGACAUGAUAUGCUGUCUUGGGUAAAUGAUUGUCUGCAAGCACAGUUUUCGAAAAUUGAAGAACUCUGCACCGGUGCUGCUUACUGUCAAUUUAUGGAUAUGCUAUUUCCUGGUAGUGUGCCUAUGAAACGUGUCAAGUUCCGUACAAAUUUGGAACAUGAAUACAUUCAGAAUUUUAAGAUAUUACAAGCCUCCUUCAAGAAAAUGACCGUGGAUAAGAUAAUACCGGUUGACAAAUUGAUUAAGGGUCGUUUUCAAGACAAUUUCGAAUUUCUGCAAUGGUUUAAGAAAUUCUUUGAUGCUAAUUAUGAUGGACGUGAAUAUGAACCAUUGAUUGCACGCGGUGGCAUACGUUUGGGCAAUGGUGUUGGUGGAGGCGGUAGUGGUGUUGGCAGCAGUAAUGAUUUACUAGACAGACGUCACAUACAAAUGCCUUCGGGACGAACACAUCAUGCUGCUGCACCAACACACACACGAACAACCGCUACAAAAGUACCACCCAGAGCAGCACCUGCAGCAAAUUCAAGAACCAAUGCCAUUUCAAACAGCGGUGGCGCUGUUAAGAAGGCAAAUGACAAUUCAAAUGCUGUAACAAAUCAACAAAUUGAGGAAUUAUCAAGUCAGGUUAUGGAUAUGCGCCUAAAUUUGGAGGGUUUGGAAAAAGAACGAGAUUUCUACUUUUCUAAAUUGCGUGACAUAGAAAUUCUCUGCCAAGAAGCCGAUGAAGGAGAUUCGCAUCCUCUUAUACAGAAAAUUUUGGAAAUUUUGUAUGCAACGGAGGAUGGUUUUGCGCCUCCAGAUGAGAUUCCACCCGAAGAUGAGGAAUAUUAAACAGUUAAAUGAGCCAAGCAUGUGUGUUGCGGUGUGUUCUCUUUAUGAUUUCUUUUCGUUUAGUCUAUCAGAAAAAAACUUUACCUCUUGUUUGUUUUCUUUUUGUUUCGUACACCGAAAAAGCCCCAUAAUAAAAUGAUUGUAGUUUCUUAAUAUUCUCAAUACACAAAAAAUAAGAAACAAACAAUUGCAAAAGAGCUACAACAACAAAGAUGUUGAACAUAAGUUGAACUUUUUUUUGCUAAACUUUGAGAGCUGAAAAGAAAGAAAGAAAGAAAAGAAGAAGGAGAGAUACGCAAUAAAACGAACAAAACAACUUUACCCUUUCAUUUAGCUUAUACACAUCAGAACAAAAACAAACAAAAAAGAGAGUAACAAUUUUUAUUAUAACAAAAAAUAAACGUAAAAAAUAUGCAACAAAACUAUAAAAAUGGACACAUAUGGCGAUUAAGAUAAAACCAACACCUUAUAUAUCUGUCAUUCUUUCUUUGAUGCACACACAUCGUCAAAUAUUGCAAAAAAUAACAUUUCUUUUACAAAUGCUCAAACCCCCCUUUAAACACUUUUUUGUCGUCUAUAAUUCUUUUCUCUUACUAUUAUUAUUACUUUUUUGUAAUAUUUUCCCAAAAUGAAAUGCAAACAAACAAAGCGAAAAAGAAAACACCUUAAACAACAAUGUAUUUUAAUUAUUUUAUUUUAAGUAUGACUCAUUUCUAUAUUUAAAAUUAUAAACAAAAAGAAACAAGA
Messenger RNA from Musca domestica (house fly), 2109 nucleotides. RefSeq names its product microtubule-associated protein RP/EB family member 1 (gene Eb1). The record is from RefSeq and is a predicted model, not a curated record. NCBI's taxonomy places the organism in Eukaryota, Metazoa, Arthropoda, Insecta, Diptera, Muscidae. The transcript has 8 exons. Gene Ontology annotation, molecular function: microtubule plus-end binding. Gene Ontology annotation, biological process: protein localization to microtubule plus-end; spindle assembly; regulation of microtubule polymerization or depolymerization. The coding region runs from base 484 to 1362 and encodes 292 amino acids. Gene Ontology annotation, cellular component: microtubule plus-end; spindle midzone; cytoplasmic microtubule.